Messenger RNA from Penicillium brasilianum, 2850 nucleotides. Lineage: Eukaryota; Fungi; Ascomycota; Eurotiomycetes; Eurotiales; Aspergillaceae. The record is from the annotation of a GenBank genome assembly.
AUGGCCCUGUCUCUACAGAGCUUGGGCUUCUCCCUCCUGAUCAUCCUUGCCAUUUCGGGCCAGGCUUAUGGUUUUGGUGCCGGAAAUAUCGCCUCUCUCUCCAAGAUUGAGGGGCAAAACUGGCGUCACGGAGAUAUUGAAGAUGCCCUCUUGACUCUCUUCCUGGCCCGUGUCGCCGGUGGACGCAAGUUCAGCAAGCUGGAUGUCAAGCGCGUCUAUUUUGGUAACUGGCUGCGCGAUUACAGUCAGGCGGUCGAUGUGGGCACCGUCAAGCACGUCAGUGCCGAAGCUAUUCGCAUUCUCAUCUGGGUCCUGGGCUUUAUGAGCUUUGGCUAUGGCACUCGCGAAUUUGAAGUCACUACCGAACGCUUGGGGUGCUACCAGCCCACCGAGCAUAUCGAUAACCCGUUAGGCUACGCUGAGGGUGACGAUGCCCGACGCUACGACCGUCGUCUUCGUGGACCCGUUGACGAGGAGCGUGAGCUAUCCAUUGACACGCAAACUGGCCUGAAAAACUACAUCGCAUCCGAAGACCUCGGUAUUGACACCUCGGCUGCCCUGAUCCGCCGUGUUUUGGGUCAAUCGAUUCAACUCGGCCGUCGCUAUGCCCGCUCUCGCAACGACGACGAUCUGCACGAGGCCCUGCGUCUUCUCGGAACCGGUCUGCACUGUCUGGAAGACUACGCUGCCCACUCCAACUACACGGAACUCAGUCUGAUCGAGCUCGGCGAGAGGGGUGUCUUCCCUCACGUCGGCCGUAACACCAAGGUCCAGAUUCGCGGGGUCCGCGAAGAGGUCUAUCCCAUCGUGACGGGCACUUUUGGUGGAGUUGACUUCUUCCACUCGGUCCUGGGAGAAUUCUCGGAUAAGACCAAGCAGUCCGAACUUCAGUCCCUGGAAGGUGUCAUCUCCGAGUCCGAAAAUGAGGGCCCGUCCAAAAGCAUGCUGCAGGAUUUGCUCAGCAAGAUCCCCAGUGGCCUGAUUGGUAGCAGCGAUGACCAGGCCGGCAAGAUGGAUGACUUCAAGACCAAGGCAGACAAUGCCCGCCAUGAUACCCAGAACGUCAGCCCCCGUCAGCCAGAGGAGUGGGCCCAGUACGUGAACAAUGUCCAGAAGCAGAUCUACCCCGUCCUUGAGUGGCACGAUGAGCUGCUCAAGAGCAUCAACGAGGCCAUCGAGAAUAUUCCCGUUCUUCCGGAUCUGAUCGAGCAGAUUCAAGACGAGAUCACCGUCUUUGUCUUCUCUGUGAUCGCGCCGUACAUCCUGCCCCUUAUCAAGCAGGCCAAGUCAGAGCUGGAGACGGGUUCUUCGGAAGUCAUUCAGUCCAGCCGGGAUCAGCAGCACAUUGUGUUCAAUGAUGACAACUCCUCGAACCCCACCCACUCGAUGCUUUCCAAGGACCACUUCUCCAACAUCCUCAACGAGCCUGCUGGACGAAUUGCUUCGGAGGUGGUCAAGUGGACCGUUCCUCAGCUGAUGCAAUGCUGGGACGAUGAGAGCAUCGACAUUGACCGAACUUUGAACCGAAUCAUCACCGGUGUGUUCCACCACCCCGCGCUGCACAGACACGGCGACGACGGCGCAGCCGACAUUCGCGGAAUCAUGUUCUCCACCGUGGAGCAGUGGUGGAGUGGCAAGAGCGAACGGGAGCGCGAGGAGCUUCGCGACCAGCUGAGCCGCGAGGGCGUCCGCCAAGGCCGAAACCACAAGGAGGGUGUCCAGGACUGCGGCCAUGGAUGUGGAAAGCCCCUCGCUCUGCCGACGAAACAUGGCAAGACUGGUGGUGGCGGCGGCGGUAGCAGCAGCAGCGGAAACUACCAGCAAUCUACUGACAAUGGACUGGGUAAGAUCGCUGCUCAGGCCGUGGGAGGAGGCGCCCUCGGCGGUCUUGUCGGUGGUCUCGUAGGCAGUGUAGGCUCCAUUGUCCUGGAAGACGGUGGCUUGGAAGGCCGAAGCAGCCCGAAGAGACAAAAGAGCCCGAAGAGACAGAAGAGUCCCAAGAGAGAGAAGAGUCCCAAGCCCCACAGAUACGGUGGUCGUGAUGACGACGACGAUGACAAGCACGAGCACGAGAAUCGUCGACGCCACCAUGAGCGUCGCGAAGAGCCCGAGACCCAGUCAUUCGGCUAUGCGCCGCCACCUCGUCAGGGAGGUUACGAGUAUCAGAGUGAGUCGACGUACGAGGAGCGUCCGACACAUCGCAAUGAUUAUGGCCGUGAUGAGCGUCCGGCACCUCGCAACGACUACGGGCGGGAUGAAGUCCGCAAUGACUUUGCUCGCAACGACUAUCCCCAGCAGGACACCUACGGCGAGUGUCCUCCUCCCCCAAACGACUUUGCUCGAAACGACUAUCGCAGCGACUUCCCUCGCAAUGACUUCCCACCGAACCCACCUCCGAUGCAGAGCUACCGGCGCGAGGAGUAUCGGGAAUCCCAGCAGGGCGAAGGAGGCUACUACCAGCAGGAGAGCCGACAGACCUACGAGUCGGGUCGAACCGAGUACCAGCGCACUGAGACGCGCUACGACUACGGCGCGCCGCAGCCUACCUACGAGACCAUGCAGCAGAGCAGCUUCGGCGAUGGGCGCGUUGAACGGGAGUACUCGUCUGGAUACGGUGCACCACCACCGCGCGGAGAGUAUGAAGAGGAGUAUGGGCGGCCUAGCUUCCAGCCACGGGAGGAGAGCUACAGCCAGGGCUUUGGCGGUGGCAAUGUGGACAUUGUCGAGCGCCGACCUCACCAUGAGCGCCAUUCCAGGAGAGACUCUGGGUCUGGCAGUGGUAGCGAGGAGGAAGGUCGUCGCAACCGACACCAUCACCAUCGUCGCCGCUCGGGAUCGGGAUCGGAUUAG